This is a messenger RNA of Lingula anatina, 720 nucleotides long. RefSeq names its product transcriptional adapter 2-beta. NCBI's taxonomy places the organism in Eukaryota, Metazoa, Brachiopoda, Lingulata, Lingulida, Lingulidae. Gene Ontology annotation, cellular component: SAGA-type complex; nucleus. Gene Ontology annotation, molecular function: zinc ion binding; transcription coactivator activity; chromatin binding. Gene Ontology annotation, biological process: chromatin remodeling; regulation of transcription by RNA polymerase II. The record is from RefSeq and is a predicted model, not a curated record.
AAAUACAGACAUUCAGAAAAGCACAGUGGAAAAGACGGGUUAUCCGAUUGUUCAAGGAUGGCGCAGUAUCAUUGCAAUUACUGCCAGACAAACAUUUUGGACGUCCGAGUACGCUGUGCGGAGUGCGAUGAUUUUGACCUUUGUCUGCAGUGCUUUUCUUGCGGCGCUGAGGUUGGAAUCCACAGAAAAGACCACAAAUACCAAGUAAUAGACAAUGGUAGCUUUUCAGUUUUUACACCUGAGACACAAAAGUGGACAGCUGUAAAUGAGUCCAUGCUUUUAGAUGGUGUGGAACACUUUGGAUUUGGAAACUGGGAAGACAUAGCUGAACAAGUUGGCCACAGUACACCAGAGGAAUGCUGUGAACAUUAUUUUACAUUUUAUGUAAAGGGAAAUAUAGGCAAAGCCACUCUUCCAAAUGAAAAUACCACAAAAAUAACUGACCACACUGGUCCAGAUAGUGGGCCUUUAUCACCAAGUCUUACAACACCUCUUCCAAGUGUUGAUAUUCCUCAAAAUGAACAGCAAGAGCUGGGGUACAUGCCCCUUAGGGAUGAUUUUGAAAGGGAAUAUGACAAUGAUGCAGAGACAUUAGUCAGCAACCUCAGUUUAAAUUAUGAUGAUGAAGAUGUUGAUAAUAGUAAGUGAAGUGAUUAUUUGAUGAAAAGAAGUUUAUUUAAGUUGGUGAGAUUUGUGCAUUGCUAAAAAGAAUAGGAGUUU